AUGGCUAAGAGAAGAACUAAAAACAGAACACAUGUGAAGCCAUCGCCAGAGGAAUUGAAAAAGAUUCCUAAGUCGAUGGUGAUCCGAGUGGGUCAAACAUCAUUAGCUAGUCAUUCUUUGAAUCAAUUGGUGAAGGACUUCCGUACCAUUAUGCAGCCACACACUGCUAUUAAGCUAAGAGAACGCAAGUCCAACAAGUUGAAGGAUUUUGUUGUGAUGUGUGGUCCGUUAGGAGUAUCUCAUUUAUUCAUCUUUACUCAAUCUGAAAAGACUGGUAAUGUUUCAUUAAAAAUUGCUAGGACGCCUCAAGGACCAACCAUUACUUUCCAAGUACAAGAUUAUUCGUUAGGAAAAGAUAUCAAGAAGUUUUUGAAAAGACCUAAAUCUUUGAGUAAAGAUGAUAUUUUGAAUCCACCUCUAUUAGUGUUGAAUGGGUUCCAAAUCAAGGGCAAUGAAGACGAGGAAAAGGCUAAUGUCGAAAAAGUUAUUGUUUCCAUGUUUCAAAAUGUUUUCCCACCUUUGAAUCCAGCCAAAAUUCAAUUGAACUCAAUAAACAGAGUAUUCAUGAUCAAUAAAGACCAGACUACAGGUGAAAUAUCGUUAAGACAUUAUGCGAUAGAUAUAAGAGAGGUGGAUCUUUCUAAGAAUUUGAAGAAGUUAUAUAAAUCAAAACAGAAGCUAAGCAAAGCCGUGCCGAAUUUGCAUAGAAAGGACGAUAUCGCUUCGUUAAUACUGGAUCACGACGUUGCAGCAUACACUUCUGAGUCCGAGAUUGAAGAAGAUGCCAUCGUUAAAGUAAUGGACAAAGAGCACAAACACAUUAAGCAUAUACCACACCGUUCAGUAAAUAAGGAUACCGGUGAAAAACCAGCCAGGCUAUCUGCUGAUGGUGAUGACGACAUAGAAAUGGAUGAUGAAGAUGAAGAGGAGGACCUUAACGUUAAAGAAGAACAGGAAGAGGAAGAACAGCACUCAACACAACAACCAAAAAAGAAAGCUAUCAAGCUAACAGAAAUCGGACCAAGAUUGACGUUGAAACUGGUUAAAAUCGAAGAAGGUAUCUGUGCCGGUAAAGUCCUACAUCACGAGUAUGUUAAAAAGUCUGACUCGGAAAUCAAAGCUUUGGAAAAGAGACAUGCACAAAAGAUGAGACUAAAGGAACAAAGAAAGAAGGAACAGGAAGAAAAUAUUGCCAAAAAGAAGGCUGCAAAAGAAGCAAAGAAGCAAAGGAAACUGGAGAGAAGAAAGGCCAGAGAAGAGGCUGCGGCUAAUGGCGAAGAUGGAGAAGAAGCUGAAUCAGGGCAAGAUAAUUCUGAUUCUGACUCAUCUGAUUCGGAAGAGUCAAGUAGCGAGGACAACUAUAGUGAUGUUCCUGAAGACCUUGAUAGCGAUCUAUACAGCGAUAUCGACGAAGGAACUGACUAA
Kluyveromyces lactis is the source of this 1425-nucleotide messenger RNA. Its product is annotated as Brix domain-containing protein. The record is from RefSeq and is a predicted model, not a curated record. Gene Ontology annotation, biological process: ribosomal large subunit assembly; rRNA processing. Gene Ontology annotation, molecular function: rRNA binding. Gene Ontology annotation, cellular component: preribosome, large subunit precursor. The transcript has a single exon. Lineage: Eukaryota; Fungi; Ascomycota; Saccharomycetes; Saccharomycetales; Saccharomycetaceae. Bases 1 to 1425 code for a protein of 474 amino acids.